Molecule: messenger RNA, 1452 nt
Organism: Nanorana parkeri
Lineage: Eukaryota; Metazoa; Chordata; Amphibia; Anura; Dicroglossidae
Product: suppressor of cytokine signaling 7-like
Exons: 8
Coding region: 1-744 (247 amino acids)
Biological process (GO): phosphatidylinositol phosphate biosynthetic process; intracellular signal transduction
Cellular component (GO): phosphatidylinositol 3-kinase complex
Molecular function (GO): 1-phosphatidylinositol-3-kinase regulator activity
Source: RefSeq, a predicted model, not a curated record
AUGGAAAGGCAAGCAGGUGGGUACCUUGUAGCUGCCACUGGCAUUCUGAACCCGCAAGAACCACUGCCACAAGUGGUUCCCAUUCGGCCAUCUGAGUGCACCCCAAUUCCUCUUGUGCAGCCCUUACAGUGCCCCAUCUUACACCAGGAUCCCAGUAGCUUUGCUGCUAGUUUACGGGAGCUGGAAAAGUGUGGCUGGUAUUGGGGACCCAUGAACUGGGAAGAUGCAGAGAUGAAGCUGAAGGGGAAACCCGAUGGCUCAUUCCUAGUAAGAGACAGCUCUGAUCCCCGCUAUAUUCUGAGCUUAAGCUUUCGCUCACAGGGCAUCACUCACCACACACGCAUGGAGCACUAUCGAGGUACAUUUAGUCUGUGGUGUCAUCCCAAGUUUGAAGAUCGCUGCCAGUCUGUAGUUGAAUUCAUUAAACGAGCAAUUAUGCACUCAAAGAAUGGAAAGUUCCUGUAUUUUCUACGCUCACGGGUGCCAGGCCUCCCUCCUACCCCGGUACAGCUGUUGUAUCCAGUGUCUCGAUUCAGCAAUGUGAAGUCUUUGCAACAUUUGUGCCGUUUUCGUAUUCGGCAACUGGUCCGGAUAGACCACAUCCCAGAGCUCCCUCUUCCCAAGCCUCUCAUCUCAUACCUGCGCAAGUUUUAUUAUUAUGAUCCACAGGAGGAAAUUUACCUUUGUUUAAAGGAGGCACGACCUGUUCCCAAAAUGGAGUCUGCUACUGAGAAUUCCACGUAGCAAAGUUCUUGUGUUGUGUUUUUUUUUGUGUUGGAUGCAGGAGCUGCUGGCAUUAGAACACCUAACAACCCCGUGAAUGGAAGAAAUGAACGAAGGGCAAAGCUUCAGUGGACCUCAUUCCAAACCCUCCUUACUCCUUAAAACCGAAGAGGGAGAAAGUGCAACAUGUGUUGUAACAACUAGUAUCAUCCCUUUUCUUGAUUACCAAGAAAUCCCACAGGGGUACAAGGAGCUACUUGAUCCCAUAUGCCAGCAUCCAUGGUGUCUUACUAAUAAGUAUUACUUUUCAUUUUCCGGAAAGAAACGAAACAUGGAUAUUGGACCCAUCCAUGUUCCAGCUACUGAACCAGUAGUCAUCUCAUGCUGUCAUUUUUUUGAAGCUUUUCUAUGUGUGUAUUGGAAACACUUGAAAGUUCCUUUAUAUUGGAUGGACUGGAGUACUCCUGCAAAACUGACUGUAAACUGCUGCAGUCAGUACUGUUCCACUGGGUAUAUACAGCUAAAGAACCAAUGACCUCCCUGGAGGUCAAAUUUCACAAACAGAUUAUACUACUGACUAUUUUGCCUGCAGUCUGCCAAUCGGAUGGAUUGUGGCAGCACUGCUGUGAAACAGAAUAAAUAUACUUUUUUGGGAGGUCACUGUCCUUCUGUGAUGUGAUAUCCCAUAUUUUGGUGUCCUGAAACCAUACCUUUCCAACACUGGAAUAU